Molecule: messenger RNA, 2100 nt
Organism: Entamoeba dispar SAW760
Lineage: Eukaryota; Evosea; Mastigamoebida; Endamoebidae
Product: System N amino acid transporter, putative
Exons: 1
Coding region: 1-2100 (699 amino acids)
Biological process (GO): amino acid transmembrane transport
Molecular function (GO): amino acid transmembrane transporter activity
Source: RefSeq, a predicted model, not a curated record
AUGUCUAAAGCAGUUAUCAGGAGUAAUUUAGACAAUGAAACAUUAUCUAAAACAUUAGAAAAAGGAGAUUUUGAAGAAUACUCAGAAAGAUUUAUUGAAGAUGGAUAUCAUGACUUUCCUAAUGAAGAAGAAUCAGUUGAUUUAGAUGUUGAAUUUAUUGAUAGAAAAGGAGGAGAUUCUAAUUCUAAAAGUGAAAAUGAAAUCAAAAGAGAAAAUGGAGAAGAAAUAGCAUAUGAACCAAAAAUAUCAACAAAGAAUGAAACUACAGAACCAACAGAUGAAGAUCGAGUAAGUCAAGUUAAAAAAUUAAAAAAAGUCAAAGCAAAAAAAGGAUUUACAGUAGAAGAUUUAAUUGCAAGAAAUUUUCAAGAAUUAUUAUGUCAAAAGAAAGAGUUUAAAAGAAAUGAAGAUGGAAAAUUAAAACGAACACCAUCUGCAUGGAAAACAUUAAUAACAAGUUCAAUAUCAUUAGGAUUUAAUCUUACAAAUACAUUAGUUGGAGCAGGUAUUUUAUCAUUAAGUCAAGCAUGUUAUAAAAUGGGAAUAGUUGGAUUUGUAUUAUGGAGUUUAGCAACAAUUGUUUAUUUUAUUUAUACAUGGUAUUAUUAUAAUAGAGCUAUUUAUUUAACAGGAGCAGGAACAAUGGGAGAAUUAUUAUCAUUAAUAUUUGGAAAAGUAUUAGCAUGUUUAGUAGAUAUUUGUAAUACAUUAUUUAAUUUAUGUAUUUUAAUGAGUUAUCAAGUAAUUGUUACUCAAUAUUUAUUUGGUAUUAUUCAAGACCUUACUACAAGAGAUCAAUGGGAUAAUACUAUUGAUGAAUGUUAUGGAAAUCCUCAAAGAACUGCUGGAAUAGCAUGUGGAUGGCAUUAUAUUUUAUUAAUUCUUGUAGCUGUUUGUUUAAAUUUCCCAUUUAUUAUUCCUAAGUCAGUAAAAUUCCUUAAUAGAAUUUCAGUAUUAUCAAUCAUCGUUGCUGUAUUUGUUACAUUUACUGUUAUGAUUAAAGCUAUUUAUUGUGGUGCUAAAGGAAAAUCUUCAAAUGGAAGUGAUGGUAAUUUCCCUACUUUUAAAGAUAAAUGGUGGCCAAGUGGUGUUAUGGACUUUUUCACAAUGGCUCCUUUCAUUACAGCUAAUUUUCAAAUUCAUUCUUCAAUUCCUCCUAUUUAUGUUGGAACAAAAGGUAUGUCAAAGAAAGUUAAAUUAUCUUCAUUACAAGGUGCUGUUUGUAUUGCUGUAUUAACAUGUUCAUUCUUUUUUGUAUUUAUGGCAGUAAGUGGACAUGUAAGUUUUGAUAAAGUUUCAUCUAAUGUUUUAAAUGAUUUUUCAAAUCCAAAUAGUUCAGAUAAAGAUUGGUUAAUUAUUGUUUGUAGAAUGUUGAUGAUCAUUUUAGUAUUAAUGUCUUAUCCUGCUUUAACUUUUUCUACUUGUGCUGGUAUCUUGAGAUAUAUACCAAAAAAAUGGAAAAUUUGUCAAUUAUGGAAUGGAAGAGUUAUUAUCUUUAUUAUUAGAUGUUCUAUUUUAUUUGUUACGACUUUAUGUGCUUGUUUUGUUACUAAUAUUGGUGUUAUUUUCUCUAUUGCUUCUGCAAUUUUCUCUAUAUUUGUAGUUUAUGUUUGUCCAUUAAGUAUUAUUAUGUUAUGGCCAAGAGUUGAGAAAUUUGGUGAUCCUAAUUUCAGAAAAUUGUCAGUUAUUGAUAAUAUUAUUUAUAAUAAAGUUGUUGAUGGAAAUCAAAAAUUCACUCAGCAUGAUAUUGAAGCUGCUUUAUCAAAAGCUGAGGCUCAAAAGAAUGAAGGUGUUGCUGAUGUCAUUGUUACUAUUAAUACUCCUGCAGAAGGACAACCUGAAAUUGAAUUAAAUGAGAUUAAAGAAGAAAUACAAAAUCAUCCCUCACAAAACGAAAGUAACAAUUCAGAUUUCCCAAUAUCACCAGAAGAUGAUAAUGACGAAGUUGAUAUUAUGAAAAAUAGAAAGAAAUGGAUGAAAUUACCAGAUGCUCCUGUUCCUAUUUGGAGGUAUUUUGUUUUUGGAACAGCAAUGUUUUGUUGUCUGGUUUUAUGUAUUUUAUCAGUAGUUGGAACAAUAUUAGGUGAAGUGAAUAAAUAA